AGCUUGUUUUCCCCCGGGUCUCCUCUGUGCUCCGCGGCUCCUCCAGUGUUUUCCUCCCCUCCCCCGGUCAUUCCGUCGGUGUUCCUCCGUUCACACGCUGGAGAGUCAGGCUUUAUUAACCAUGAGGACGAGCGGAGCGGAAGGAGCCCGUUGAGACCAUGAGAAGAUGAAGCCGCUGCUGUGGGUCGUUGUUGUUGCUCUGCGGACUCUUACUGGGAGCUGUGGGAGCGGCGUGCUCUUCACGAAGCACCCGUCCAAUCAGACGGUGUCUCAGGGGAACCAGGUGAGGCUGGGCUGCGCUGUGGAAGGCCUGACCGAGCCGGACAUCAUCUGGAUGAAGGACGGGGAGAAGCUGUACAGCACGGAUCAGGUCUUCCUCAUCCUGGGAGAGCAGCACUGGGAGACGUCCCACAGUGUGAAGUCAGUCCAGCAGCAGGAUGCUGGUCAGUAUUGGUGUGUGGUGGAGUCCCACGGUCAGAUGUUCGCCUCUGAACGAGCCUGGAUAACAGUUGAAGGCGUCCCUCACUUCAUCCAGGAACCUCAGGAUGUGGCGACGUUCCCCAGCAUCCCCUUUGACCUCUCUUGUGCCGCUGUCGGCCCCCCUGAGCCUGUGGAAGUUCUGUGGUGGCUGGGAGGAGUCCAGGAGGGAGGACCCCAACAAUCCCCCUCUGUCCUCCAUGUCCCAGGUGUGAACAGCAGCAUCAAGUUUUACUGCGAGGCGAAGAACGCCAGAGGAAUCUCUGUGUCCAGAACCGGAACCGUCCACAUUAAAGUGUUGCCAGCAGCUCCGGUGGACCUGCAGCUUCUCAGGAUUACAGACAACAACGUUACAUUGUCAUGGAAACCAGGAUUCAUGGGUUACUCCCAACUGUCCACCUGUGUGAUUCAGGUGGUGCGGGUGUCGGGGCGCCGGUGGAACCUCCCCCAGCAGGAGGUGCAGGUUCCUCCUCACAUCCACACGCUAACAGGCCUGAGGAGUCACUCCAACUACAGCCUGAGGGUCUCCUGUGUGAACGAGGUGGGAGCCUCCCCGUUUUCCCCGUGGCUGACCUUCAUCACCCCGGAGUCAGUGCCCUCUGUGGCCCCCAGGAACCUGAGCUUUGAGCUGUCAGGGCAGCAGCUGUCUCUGCAGUGGGCCAGGCUGAAGGAGGAUGAGCUGCAGGGGAAACUGCUGGCCUACAAGCUGCAGUGGACUCAUGGAGGAGAACCUCAGGAACCUCUGCUGUUUAAGCAGAACUCUACUCCGAUGUUGGACGCAGCCCGUUUCUUCAACGCCUCCAUCCAGGUGGCAGCCUGCACCGCGGUUGGCUGUGGACCCUGGAGCCCCCCGGUGCUGGUGAUGCCUGCCUCAGCUCCUGUCCAGGUGCAGCGGAGCCGCAUGUGGGUGGGGCUGCUGCUCGGCCUGCUGGUGGCCACCAUCGUUGGGCUGCUGCUCACCAUCGCAGCUCAGCGCAGAGAGAAGGAAACAAAGUUUGGUUCAGCCUUUAAGGCUCCUGGUCCAGAGAGUUCGGUGUUCUUCACUGCGGCUCGGUCGUUCAGCAGAAACGUGGCUGAUCUGCACGAGUCCACCUUGGACAGUCUCUGCAUCAGCAGUGAGCUGAAGAACAAGCUGCAGGAUGUGUUGAUUUCAGAGAGACUUCUUACUCUGGGCCACAUGCUGGGAAAAGGUGAGUUUGGCUCAGUGCGUGAAGCCAUUCUGAAGACUGAUGACUCAUUGAUGCAGAAGGUGGCUGUCAAAGUGUUGAAAUCUGACAUCACCUCUUCAGGUGACAUUGAACAGUGUCUAAAGGAGGCUGCAUAUAUGAAGGACUUCCACCAUCCUAAUGUCAUCAAGCUCAUUGGAGUGAGUCUGCACCGGCGUCCUGCCCAGCGGCUGCCAAUCCCAAUGGUGGUCCUGCCGUUUAUGAAGCACGGGGAUCUGCACACCUUCCUGCUGUUGUCCCGUUUGGGGGAUGACCCAUUUGACCUCUCUCUCCAGACUCUGGUGCAGUUCAUGCUGGACAUCGCUCGGGGGAUGGAGUAUCUGAGCAGCAAGAGCAUCAUCCACAGAGACCUGGCCGCCCGAAACUGCAUGUUGAACGAGAACAUGUCUGUGUGUGUGGCAGACUUUGGGCUCUCUAAGAAGAUCUAUAGUGGAGAUUAUUACCGUCAGGGCUCCGUUUCCAAACUGCCUGUCAAGUGGAUCGCUCUAGAGAGCUUGGCAGACAACGUGUACACCACUCAGAGCGAUGUGUGGGCGUUUGGUGUAACAAUGUGGGAGAUCAUGACCCGGGGUCAGACUCCAUAUCCUGGAGUGGAAAACUCUGAGAUCUAUGAGUUUCUGAUCAAAGGAGAGCGUCUGAAGAAACCUGCAGACUGCAGAGAGGACAUUUAUGAGAUCAUGCACAGCUGCUGGAGCCCAGUCCCCAAAUGCCGUCCCAGUUUCCCGCAGCUGGUCGCUCAACUGGAGGCGCUGCACCUGGCCCUGUCCCCGGUCGCCCCUCUGAAGGAGUCUUUGCUCUACGUCAAUCUGGAAGAGGAUAACAGCGAGACGGACAGAGAGGAAGGAGCCGUGGGGGUCCUGGGGAUACUGGGACCGGAGACCGCAGUGGAGGGCUCCAGCUGGAGCGUCCCCUGGCAGCGCCGGGCAGAGGACGAGGAAAAGGACUGGCUCAUGGUGGGCUCUGGGGCUGCGCUGGCCAUCGGAGGGGACUACAGGUACAUCAUGGGGCCCUGUGGAGCUAUCGCUGAAGAAGCCGAGGAGGUGGGCUCGGUGGAAAGAAGAGGGGAUUUAGCAAACGGACCAGUUGAUGAGCUACGGGACGAAGACGAUGACGUUGUAAUUAACGUUUGAUCGAUGGACCUGGCAUGGCCCAGAUUUGCUCCUCUCUCCUGAUCGGCUGUUCACUUUAUUUCUCAGAGCAGCUGCAGUCGGUAGAGACCAGGUAAGGUACUAAUGGACCAACUCUCCCAGGCAAAGUGACCUUCAUCUGUUGCCAGCACACAUUCCUGGCAUGUUGUUGAGUGAGUCAGUGGUUGAGGAGCUCAGAAUCUCUGAGUCGUUUCAGAGAUUUGUUUGUAAAAGGAGGAAAUAUUUCUUUGGUUCCAGCUUCUGAGGCAGAAAAAAUUAACUUAAAUACCUUAGUUUUUCGCUAGUUUAUCAUGAGGUCAAUAAUAGGAAUAAACAGUUUGAAAACAUUUCUCACUCUGAGAGCCGCUAACCACCCGCUAUACGUUUGGUGAAAUAAUUACUAGAGAAAUCAGCUGGUGAUUCUCAGAGUCGGAUGAUUUUCAUCUGACCAGAGGCUGGCUAAAAAACGACAUCUUUUUAGGUUCAGUAAAUGCACCAUGAUGUGGAGGCCGUUACUUGUGGCAAGAACUCAAAAUUAGCUGAUUUCAGUCACUGUGAAGAGUGAAGAAGCACAGAGGUGGAAGAAGCUACUUAUAAGGAAACAGUGUUUUUUUACAAUUCAUCAAUGUCUGCAUAGAGGGAGAGAUGUUCAGCAGACCGCUUGAACAGAAAACAAGCAAAUGGUUUCCGUUGAUCUUUUUGAGUUUUCCGUGUCUGUUGUAAAUAGUAAAGCCAUAGAGUUUUCUCUACAAUAUUCCGUUCAUGACUACGAUAACUGGUGCUAAUUCCUAAUCCAAGUUUAAGAUUUUUUAGCAAAAAAUGGUAAAAAAAUGUUAGCUUGAUGACAUGCAGAACUCAGCUAAUUUAAAUAAUGACUCGUGAUGACAGGGAGGGUAGAAAAAGUGCUACAACAGCAAUUUAGAAAUGACUGAAAUCGGGAUAAGCGUGUAAAAACUCCAGAGAAGAAAUCGGCCACAGAACUGUGAUCUGUGGAUCUGUGGAGGGUAACUGUCACUGGUAAACCGUGAUACUGACGGUAAACAUUUGGACUUUUCCCUGUGGUUUUGCUCCACGUUACACAAUAAUUUAAAACGAUUUAAGCCUCUUUAUUGGUGACAUUGUGAAACUUGCUCUUUUUUCUUAAGAACUGUGAAGCUGGGUUGUUCCAGGAUUCUGCAUUUGGGUGAGACGUAGACGUAGGCGGGUAUUGAAAACGGUUUGGAGUCCAUCUACAAAAGUGAAGUCAGUAUUAUCUGAUGGGAGUUGAUAUUAUCUCCGCUGAUGAUUUACCGACUCCUUCUUGGAAUGAUCAAAGCAAAUCCUCUGCAGAAGACACAGGGAUUGUCCUGCUGUAAAAACAUGACUUGUUCGGUGUGGAAAACUUUCUACAUGAACCGGUUUGUUUCCGCUGGGAGAAUAAUGUUACUGGAGGAGAGGCUUGGGACAUGCGGACAUACAGGGAAGCUGCACAGCUCUGCACUUGAGCUUCCUCAUUAUCAACAAGAAAACAAGCUGAGGAAAUGGCGUCGUCAUGUUUUUUAUAUUCUUCCUUGUUAACCAGCGUACCAGCUAAUCAGGCUGGAGUACGAGGCAACAGCUGCUGCCACAGUGACACACUGCAGGAUCUAGGCAAUGAGAGAGAUGGUAUUAAAUGCAUAGUCAGUGAUAACUCAGCAGUCAGAUGGGACGGCCCAGUUUGACAUGCAGAACUUUAACAAGCAGGCGUAGAACGUGCCUCAGUGUUAGCAACAGGUAAAGAGCAAUAAUGUUGUACAUAGGAACAGCUUUUAAUGGUUUUAUUGGUAACAUUUCUGACAGUAACACUGUUUUUCAAUGAGUUGUCAAUAAAGCUAUUUAAUUAUGGCAGCACUAAGAACUCUGGGUAAGCUUUUAUUGUGUAGCAGAAGGCAGUGAAGGUCUGACAUGUCACAUAAAAUCCUGGAAAAUAAAUGACAUGCGCAAGGAUUACAAUAAAUAUCAGCCUUUAAAGAAGGGAUAUUAUGUAAAAUCAACUGUUUUGAGCUGUACUUCAUGUUACAAUGUUAUUCCCUCAUCAAAAACAUACCUGGAGCAUUGCUUUGAUUCUUGAAGGCAUGUUUAAGAAAUCCUUUAAUCUCCCAUGGCAACCAUUCGGGGAUGCUCCGCCUAUUUCCACUAAGCUCCUCCUCUGAGCUGCAGUCUCCAGCCAAGCUCUUCCUCAUAGAGCACCACUCCCCCCCUCAGCUCCUUCAGUCUAGUGGCAGCAAUUAGCAAACACCUGAUGGAACCGCACAUCCACUGAGCUCAUCAUAGGAGCUACUUCUCAGUGAAACACUCCUAAGAACGGUUGUAAAGAGCAUAACAGAGGAGCCAUGUUGUGAUGACUUUCUGAGGGCGAAGUGUUGGAAAGAGUAGGAGCUUCUUAAAGAGACAGAGGCCUAAUUUCAAGGCAUUAAACUUCAAAGUCAAAUUUGUUUUAUGUUUGCUAUAUAUAGCAUUUUUCAACUGAAGCUAACAGUUACUUGUGUGUAUGUGCAUGGAAAAUACAUAAUAUCCCCUCUUUAAAACUAAGAGUUUUUGUUUUGCAAACAGGUUAUUUCACAAUAAUCAAAACUCUCUUGCUAGCUGUUAGCAUCUUGUAAAUCAGGCUAUUUGCAUUCCCAAAGCUCCCAAAUCAGACCUUUUGUCCUGGGGACUAAACUGUUUGGUCUGGUAGUCAAGGCUACAGGUGAGUAGAAGAUGAACCAGCAGUUGUUGCCUUGGUGAAAAUGUGCUGCUCCAUUUAACAUGCUAAUGUUAAUACGUUGGUGUUGACUUUAUUAGCCCCUCUGGGACAUGAUGUGGCACAUGUGAAAUGGUUUUAGACAUGUUUUUAACCUGAAGCGUGUGCAGUCUGCUGAUCAUGGUGAACUGAACUCUUAAAAUUUAAACCAUGAGUUUACAUAACUGAAUAAAAGGACAAAUUUUUCAUUUUCUCACUGUCUGAAGUUUAAUCAGAUCAAACAUCUCUUGUUUUAGCCUAAUCAGAAUCACCACAAUUCUACUUGAUAAUUGCCAGUAAACAAAGUGAGGAAAAUGUUUUUAGAGAUUAUUUUGUAAUUUUCUUCGUAUUCAGAAGUUUACAUUUCCGUUAUCAGGGAUAAUUGUAUUUUGAAGUGUAUGACUUGAGUCAAACCUCUUGGGUUUCCUCUCAGAGGUUUCUCACAGUAGUUUACUGGAGUUCUGAUGGUCACACUAAAACAUUGACUUUGUCGUCCUUAAGCCACUUUGGCCGGAUGCUUUGGGUUAUUGUCCAUUUGGAGCUUUAGCUUCCUGGCUGACAUCUUUAAUGUUCUUUAUUCAUAAUGCCAUUACUUUAUGAAGCGCACCAGUUCCUCCUUCAUCAAAACGGCCCCACCACAUGACGCUGCCUCCCCCAUACUUCAGUUAGAACGGUGUAGAGGCUUCCAAGUGUCGGCCUUGGUUUCCUCCAAAUAAGGUUUCCAAAGCCAUGACAUCAUCACCAUCAUCAUCAUCUGGGCUUUCCCUUCUUGUUUGAAGAGAUAGUAAUCAUUCUGUAUGUACACAUCUGAUUUCAAAGAUAUUAAUAAAUAAAUCUCUGUUUCAUUCUCCUGUUUUUGCAGCAUUUGGUAAAUAGAAAUAAUUUUGGUAAUUCUAACUGACCUAAAGCAAGAAAAGGUUAGUCUGAUUUGACUUCACACAGUGAGGGAAGAAAAUGUGUGUUUUUAUUUAGUGUAUGUAAACUUCUGGCUUCAACUGUAGCUGCUUUAGGUUUUCCUAAUAAUGUGCUGCAUUGUGAGGUUUUAACUGCCUUUUCUUAACCUUUCUGUAAAUCACUGACUUCAGAUCUGUGGGGAAUACUGAGGUGGGCUGAACUUGUAAAAAAUAAAGUGUUACUGGUGGCA
Messenger RNA from Xiphophorus hellerii (green swordtail), 6714 nucleotides. RefSeq names its product TYRO3 protein tyrosine kinase (gene tyro3). NCBI's taxonomy places the organism in Eukaryota, Metazoa, Chordata, Actinopteri, Cyprinodontiformes, Poeciliidae. Gene Ontology annotation, biological process: cell surface receptor protein tyrosine kinase signaling pathway; phagocytosis; positive regulation of kinase activity. The transcript has 19 exons. The record is from RefSeq and is a predicted model, not a curated record. Gene Ontology annotation, cellular component: signaling receptor complex; plasma membrane. Gene Ontology annotation, molecular function: ATP binding; transmembrane receptor protein tyrosine kinase activity; protein binding. The coding region runs from base 167 to 2833 and encodes 888 amino acids.